AUGACUGAAGUCGAUGGUAUAAUGCCAGAGGCAACAACACAACCCAUUUCCUCCACUCAUGCUCUAACUGAGGAACACUCAGGGCCUAGUAGUAGCGAUUACGCAGACGGUAAUGUUUCGACAGUGGUCAACAAUGACCAACUACAGCAACAACAAUUGAAAGAACAACAAAAUGGGCUGAACAAAAUGAACAAUAGUCGGGUGCCAACGGACGUUGACACACAUAACGAGCAAAUGGAUGUAGACGACGGCGCUGACACCGAAGAAGAUGAUUCCCAAAUGACGGCGUCAUCCACCACAGAAAACGGUAGAGGUGGCGUUUGUGAAGAUAGCAAAAUGUCAACGGGCGAAGAAGAUGGCAAUGCGACGUACACAGAAGAGGAGAAACGACUAAGUAAUGACAUUAAAGUCGAUACCUUAAACGUUCCCAUGGUGGCCAGUUUAAAGGAUAAAUCGAGAAGUUUUUGCAAUGAUGAAUUACAAAAUUCGAACACAUGCACAGACAAAUCGGGUGGUGGUGAAAGCGACGAUGACACACAGCGUUCACGUAGUACUGUUGGCGAAGCGGCUGAUCCUAAAGACAAUAGUAAUGAACCGAGUGAAAGUCUAGAAAGACCAGCAACUGUUAGCAGUAAUACUGACAGCGUUAGUGAAAUAGAGGGUGCCGAUGUAAACAGUGAGGAGGGUAAGGCGAUUAAAGACAAAGAGCACAAAUUAAAUAAAGCCAAGGAUGAAACGGACGACAGCAGAAGUGUCGGUGCCGAUGAACCCAUGGAUACCGGUGCAGACCCACUUUCGAUAAGCAACGAAGUAACAACGCAAGAUCAGAAGAAAGAAAACGGUGUCCCAAAGAACGAUGCCAGUGGCUUUGUGGAUCUGGGCGAUGACUCAGAUGAUGAAGUAAUGCCAGUUUCAAAAGCAAAUGAAGUUGAUACUACGCAGAAUAACACUGAAAACAGUACAGUGACGUCGACGAAUGCGGCUGCUGUACGUAAGACACGUUCGAUAUGCAGUGAUUCAGAUGGCGCAGUAGUUAUUGCCUCAGAUUCAGAUACUGAGGCUAAUAGCAACAUACCGACAAAGCAAAAAGCAUCGAAUGAGGCACAAAUCAUUGACGAUGACGAAGAUGAUGAUUGCGUAGUUAUUGAAGAUGAUACACCUGCGCCACGGCUACACGCCCAAGUGGCAAGUGAUUUGAGCAAACGCAAAAGUAUGGCCAUGGACUCGCCUCAGCACUCGGAUGACUCACAACCGCCAAGUAAACGCCAGCGUAGUGCUGGACCUGGGUCUGUCAAUCAAAUAUCCAUCAAAGAUGCCCGUUCACUUAUGGCACAUGAUACAGCAUCAGCCACGGCCGCUGCAGUCGCAGCUGCCAGAAAAGUGGCAGAGAGCAACGUAUAUCCGGUUAAUAUUACGCCAGCAGCUAAUGUAGCAUCACCAGGUGGACCACCAAAACUUAUACCUGUCGGAAAUCCAACGAGUAUAUCCCUAAAUAAUGUUGGUGGCAUCAAUCCUGCAUCCUUUCCAGGAUUAAGUGGUGCGAAUUCAGCAAAUUUACUACCCGGCCUUACGGAUGACAUGUUUGUACUAGAGGCACCUUCGUUUAUCGUUCCCUAUAUUUAUGAGAAGCCACCGGUGGACAAUCUCAAAAUAAUAGUAAAAGAUAUCGAAGAUAAGUAUAAACUGACGAAAGAUGAUCUCGCAGACGCAGAUAAAUCUGAUGAAUUCGAUAUGAUGACCGAGCAGAAUAAGGAAGACAAAGAGGACAAAAACAGUAAAAAGAAGAAGCGGCGACGUGGCGCCGACGAUCCAGAUGAAUCGUGGUCGGAGGAAUCGGAAGAAGAUGAUGACGAUGACGACGACGAUGAUUCGGAGUCGGGUAUGCGCACUAAAGUCUUAAUCAAAGAAGUUUCCGAUGAUUUGCCAGCACUAAAAGGCGCCAUCAAACCAGCAGCGGCACUUGUGCAAUCGCCCAGCUCCUCAGCACAAAAUUCCGCCACUGCCUCAAAACCCGGUCAAGAGAACUAUUUCGAAAGUCCAUUGGGUAAAUUUUUCAUGGACAUCGGUGUGGGUCUGGUACAAGAGUUUGUACAAUCCGAUUUAAUACGUUUGCAGAAACGUAAAAUGCGUAAGAGUCUAGGAAAGAAUAUUACCGAGUUUGAACGUGCUAUAACGGCACUCUCUGGCAACUUGGAAGCUUCACGCAAGAAGAACACACCCUUCAAAUUCACAAUGAAACGCUGUGAGUUCUGUAAUUUCAAAUCCGAAUCCGCGCUCUCCAUGGCCAAUCAUUACGAAACACCCCAUAUGAAUGGCGCAUUGUAUAAGUGUAAUUUCUGCGCUUUUGAGAUACGUAACGCCACCGAAAUUGUUUAUCACAUGGAAGCGAUACACAACAUCAAAGCGCGUCUUAUUAAACCGCUGCCGUAUCAUCAGUGUCCGAAUUGUGGAUUCGAAGAUAAUGGCAAGGCUAAGUUGGCACGCCAUCAACCGGUUUGCGCGAAGAAAUUCCGCCCUGAAAUCAAUUUAGCACCGCCCGCUGAUUGGGAGGCGCCAGCGAAAAUACCACGUAUUAAGCCGCGUCAUGGGCUCGUGGGUACAGCGACGGCGUAUCAGGCUAUGGCAGCGCAAGCCGCGGCACAAAAGGCAGCGCUUGCAUCCAUACAGCAACAACAUCAAGCAGCAGCUCAAGCGCGUACGAUGCAAGCGGCAGCACUUGCUGCACAAAACGCUGCUAAUAAGAUACGCGGUCGCCCGCCAGUUAUCACGACACAAAAGUCCGGUCCUUUGCCAAGUGGACCAAUGCUACGUGGACCCGCACCAAUACGCUCCCAAAUGGCCACGAAUGUGGUGCAGCCCAAUAACUACCAAGUACCAGGCGGACAACUCCUGCAGGCAGCAAAUGCUUUUGCUAAAAAAACGCUUACCGGUCAACCAAGUAUUUCAAUAACUCCACUACCUCGCCAAAACACUGCGCAGCCAGUUGUGACAUCGCCGUCAACCAGCAAAAUGCCACCGACCGGUAUGAAGCCUGGCCAAAACCUAAUGGUCGGUGGUGGUGGCAAUAGCAAAACACAAUUUGUCAUCUGUGAGAUUUGUGAUGGUUACAUUAAGGAUCUGGAACAGCUACGCAAUCACAUGCAAUGGAUGCAUAAAGUGAAGAUACACCCGAAAAUGAUCUACAACCGGCCGCCACUGAAUUGCCAAAAGUGUCAAUUCCGUUUCUUUACCGAUCAGGGUUUGGAACGACAUUUACUGGGCUCUCAUGGUUUGGUCACAAGCUCGAUGCAAGAAGCCGCUAAUAAGGGAAAAGAUGCCGGCCGGUGUCCCGUCUGUGGCAGGAUGUACCAAUGGAAGCUGUUGAAUCACGUGUCACGCGAUCAUCAUAUGACAUUGAAACCUGCACAUUUGUCCUACAAAUGCACAGUGUGUACAGCAACCUUUGGCAUGUACAAACAAUUCGAGACACAUGUGUAUACGGCGCAUAGUACAGUCGCCAAAAAGGCUAUGGAUGGCAAGAAGAACAAUACAUCGGCUUCGGCGUCGAGUGCAGGUGGUAUGGCCAGCGGUAGCGGUAUGGGUGCACUUAAUCAUCAACAGCGUAGCAGUUUAAUGGCAACGAAUGACUCAUUAUUGAAGCCGCUGAAAAUCAAUGAUGAAAUCACAAUUAUACCACAACCAUCGUCAAAGCCACGUAUUACGAACAUGGAGAGUCACAUCAUAGAUUAAACAUAAUGCAGUAUAAUUCAAAUGCAGUAGGACAUAUUAUAAAAAAGUGUACUACAACAAGGAUGGUGAAGGAAAAUCGAGUAGUGGAUAAAGCGUGCAUUAAAUUUACCAAAUCAGGUCGCAUUUCGUAAUUUGCUUGAUUCGACGACGCUGCCACGACGAUCCAAUCACACCUGUUAAAGUACAUACAUACACAACACACAUACAUAUAAGCUGUAACAUACAAACAAAAAUAGCAGCAGCUAAGCUACGCUGAAACCCAUGGGCAAACAAGUGGGAGAAAACAACAAAAAAAAAUAUUAAAAAUAAAAACAAGAAAAACAAACAAACAUAGCUUUGAUAAACGGACAGAAAGUGCACAGUCAUCAACGUUUUUCAACCUAAAACACUACACUCUUUUAGCCGGCGCGUUGAAUGCAGUUGAUGGAUGUCACCCGAAAAUAAUUUUUAACUAAAUUUUACUUUUAAACAAUUUGUGUGCGGCAGCAAAAGUAGUACACACUCCAUUCGAGCGUUGUGUUUGCUUCAUGAAAGGGUGAUAGAGCAAGCACACAUUCUCUGUGUGUGUGUGUGUCUGGGUACAGUAAUUUUAUUUAUUAAUUCUGUUAGUAUGUAAUGAAACAUUAAAGAUGUGGAAAAACAGCGGUAAGCACAUUAAUGGCGUGUAAAUUAGUAAAAAUAAAUAAUAAUAAAGAUAAAUAAUAUUACAAAAGUAUAAGUGAAUACAUAUUAUUAGUUUAUAGCAGAAAAGAAGAAGAAAAAAACAAAAAUAUUAAAAAAAAUACACAAACCACACCCAAAUUUACACUAAGCAUUAAAACACACACAAAAGAUAAACACAUAAAUAUAAUUAAUAAAUUAUUGAAAAAUUAACAGUGGAAAGUAUUUUUGAGAGCUAAGACAUAAUUCUACAUUUCAUGCCACUUCUAUGAUUUCAGAGAGUGGCCUAAAUGAGUGGUUUUUGUGCAUGAAGCGCACCAAAAGAUUGCUAUUUAUUUUUAUUUUACUAUUUUAUUUUAUUUUUUUUAUAUCACUUCUUAGUGUAGCGCAAAAUGUGGACAGAAGUAAUUAAAAAAAAAUAUUAUACAAAUAAAUGUUUGUUUUUUGUGGUGUCCUUCAUCUAACUCCACACACACACACCGUCCUCAAAAAUAGCUUUCCAAAUUACUGUCAAACUUCUCAAUAAAAUCGUAUUUCUAAGGCCCACUAUAUGCUAACGAAAUAACUUUUGCAUGCGAAAAGCAUUAUUUGUCAUUCGUAUACAUUGUAAUAAUGGCGCAAGGUUAAGGUGUGUGUUAGCUGAUACCACAAACAACCUUGUUGGCUAAACAU
This is a messenger RNA of Zeugodacus cucurbitae (melon fly), 5061 nucleotides long. It is a transcript of the gene MEP-1, whose product is annotated as MOG interacting and ectopic P-granules protein 1. Lineage: Eukaryota; Metazoa; Arthropoda; Insecta; Diptera; Tephritidae. Gene Ontology annotation, biological process: regulation of gene expression. The record is from RefSeq and is a predicted model, not a curated record. The transcript has 6 exons. The coding region runs from base 1 to 3729 and encodes 1242 amino acids. Gene Ontology annotation, cellular component: nucleus.